AUGAGUCGUCGACUGUUCGGUUGGGCACUGGUUAUCGGCUUCGGCGUGCUGAAUGGCUACACGACGUUCAAGCCCGCCUUUGAAGCCCGAGAGCUGGAGAAGCUGAAAGAAGAGGAGCGCGCGGCCUCCGACCUGGGACCCAACAUGAUGGAGAUCCCUGCGAUGCGGAACCACACCACGACACUCCUGGAUGGGAAUGCGGAAAAAUCAAAAGCCAGCUAA
Molecule: messenger RNA, 222 nt
Organism: Cladophialophora yegresii CBS 114405
Lineage: Eukaryota; Fungi; Ascomycota; Eurotiomycetes; Chaetothyriales; Herpotrichiellaceae
Exons: 3
Coding region: 1-222 (73 amino acids)
Source: RefSeq, a predicted model, not a curated record